Molecule: messenger RNA, 4817 nt
Organism: Sapajus apella (tufted capuchin)
Lineage: Eukaryota; Metazoa; Chordata; Mammalia; Primates; Cebidae
Gene: CAND2
Product: cullin associated and neddylation dissociated 2 (putative)
Exons: 14
Coding region: 81-3551 (1156 amino acids)
Biological process (GO): SCF complex assembly; protein ubiquitination
Cellular component (GO): nucleus
Source: RefSeq, a predicted model, not a curated record
GUUCGUGCAGCUGGCGAGGGAGGGGGCGCCCGCGCCGCCAUAUUCCCUCCCGCCGGCCGGCACCGCGGCGCGCAGCCACCAUGAGCACCGCCGCCUUCCACAUCUCCAGCCUCCUGGAGAAGAUGACGUCCAGCGACAAGGACUUCAGGUUCAUGGCCACCAGCGACCUGAUGUCAGAGUUGCAGAAGGACUCCAUUCAGCUGGACGAGGACAGUGAGCGCAAGGUGGUGAAGAUGCUGCUCCGGCUCCUAGAGGACAAGAACGGUGAGGUGCAGAACCUGGCUGUCAAGUGCCUGGGUCCUCUGGUGAGCAAAGUGAAGGAGUACCAGGUGGAGACCAUCGUGGACACCCUGUGUGCCAACAUGCGGUCGGACAAGGAGCAGCUACGAGACAUCGCUGGCAUUGGCCUCAAGACUGUCCUCUCGGAGCUCCCCCCUGCAGCCACAGGCUCCGGGCUGGCCACCAACGUGUGCCGGAAGAUCACGGGCCAGCUCACCAGUGCCAUUGCCCAGCAGGAGGAUGUGGCUGUGCAGCUGGAAGCUCUGGACAUCCUCUCUGACAUGCUGAGCAGGCUGGGUGCCCCUCUGGGCGCCUUCCACGCCAGCCUCCUGCACUGCCUGCUGCCACAGCUGAGCAGCCCGCGCCUGGCGGUGCGCAAGCGGGCGGUCGGGGCGCUUGGCCACCUGGCGGCCGCCUGCAGCACUGACCUCUUCGUCGAGCUCGCUGACCACCUACUGGAACAGCUGCCCGGCCCGCGGGCGCCCACCAGCCCAGCUACCAUUCGCACCGUGAUUCAAUGUUUGGGCAGCGUCGGCCGCCAGGCCGGCCACCGCCUCGGGGCUCACCUGGACCGCCUGGUGCCCCUGGUAGAGGAUUUCUGCAACCUGGAUGAUGAUGAGCUCCGGGAGUCCUGCCUCCAGGCCUUUGAGGCCUUCUUGAGGAAGUGCCCCAAGGAAAUGGGCCCUCACGUGCCCAACGUAACCAGCCUCUGCCUCCAGUACAUAAAACACGACCCCAACUACAACUACGACAGUGAUGAGGAUGAGGAGCAGAUGGAGACGGAGGAUAGUGAAUUCAGUGAGCAAGAAAGUGAGGACGAGUACAGCGAUGAUGAUGAUAUGAGCUGGAAGGUGCGCCGGGCAGCGGCCAAGUGCAUCACGGCCUUGAUCGGCUCGAGGCCUGACCUGCUGCCCGAUUUCCACUGCACCCUGGCGCCUGUGCUCAUCCGCCGCUUCAAAGAACGCGAGGAGAACGUCAAGGCUGACAUCUUCACUGCUUAUAUCGUGCUGCUGCGGCAAACACGGCCCCCAAAGGGAUGGCUGGAGGCCAUGGAGGAACCCACCCAGACUAGUAGCAACCUCCACAUGCUACGUGGACAGGUGCCCCUUGUGGUCAAGGCUCUGCAGCGGCAGCUUAAAGAUCGGAGCAUCAGAGCACGCCAGGGCUGCUUUAGCCUCCUCACUGAGCUGGCGAGCGUCCUCCCCGGCAGUCUGGCCGAACACAUGCCAGUGCUGGUAUCAGGCAUCGUCUUCUCACUCGCUGACCGCUCCAGCUCCUCCACCAUCCGGAUGGAUGCCCUGGCCUUCCUGCAGGGGCUGCUGGGCACUGAGCCAGCUGAGGCCUUCCACCCACACCUGCCCACCCUCCUGCCACCUGUGAUAGCCUGCGUGGCCGACCCUUUCUACAAGAUUGCAGCUGAGGCCCUGCUGGUGCUACAGGAGCUGGUGCGGGCCCUGUGGCCGCUGGACAGGCCUCGGACGCUGGAUCCUGAGCCAUAUAUUGGAGAGAUGUCUGCGGCCACCCUGGCACGACUCCGUGCCACUGACCUGGACCAGGAGGUGAAGGAGCGGGCCAUCUUCUGCAUGGGCCAUCUUGUAGGCCACCUGGGUGACUGGCUUGGGGAUGACCUGGAGCCCACAUUACUGCUCCUCCUGGACCGCCUGCGGAAUGAGAUCACCCGGCUGCCCGCCGUCAAGGCGCUGACGCUGGUGGCCGUAUCCCCACUGCGGCUUGACCUGAAGCCCAUCCUGGCUGAGGCACUGCCCAUUCUGGCCUCAUUCCUGCGUAAGAACCAGCGGGCUUUGCGGCUGGCCACGCUGGCAGCCCUGGAUGCCCUGGCCCAGAACCAGGGCCUCAGCCUCCCACCAUCUGCUGUGCAGGCCGUGCUGGCUGAGCUGCCUGCCCUGGUCAAUGAGAGUGACAUGCAUGUGGCCCAGCUGGCUGUGGACUUUCUUGCCACGGUGACCCAGGCCCAGCCGGCCUCUUUGGUGGAGGUCAGCGGCCCUGUGCUCUCAGAGCUGCUGCGGCUGCUGUGUUCGCCCCUAUUACCAGCUGGGGUACUGGCAGCCACUGAAGGUUUCCUGCAGGCCCUGGUGGGGACCCGUCCCCCGUGUGUGGACUAUGCCAAACUCAUCAGCCUGCUCACUGCGCCUGUUUAUGACCAGGCUGUGGAUGGUGGGCCAGGCCUGCACAAGCAGGUAUUCCACUCACUGGCCCGGUGUGUGGCAGCCCUCUCAGCUGCCUGUCCCCAAGAGGCGGCAAGCACAGCCAACCGCCUAGUUUGUGAUGCCAGGUCACCCCACUCCAGCACGGGGGUUAAGGUCCUGGCUUUCCUGUCGCUGGCCGAGGUGGGUCAGGUGGCUGGGCCAGGCCCCCAGCGGGAGCUGAAGGCAGUGCUCCUGGAAGCCUUGGGGUCACCCAGUGAGGACGUGAGGGCUGCAGCCUCCUAUGCACUGGGCCGCGUGGGUGCUGGCAGCCUGCCUGACUUCCUGCCCUUCCUGCUGGAGCAGAUUGAGGCUGAGCCCCGACGACAGUACCUGCUGCUGCACUCACUCAGGGAGGCCCUGGGGUCCGCCCAGCCUGACAGCCUGAAGCCCUACGCCGAGGACAUCUGGGCCCUGCUGUUCCAGCGCUGCGAGAGUGCUGAGGAAGGCACCCGGGGGGUGGUGGCCGAGUGCAUUGGGAAGCUGGUCCUUGUGAACCCUCCGUUCUUUCUGCCCCGCUUCCGGAAGCAGCUUGCUGCAGGUCGGCCCCACACCCGGAGCACUGUCAUCACAGCGGUCAAGUUCCUUAUCUCGGACCAGCCCCAUCCCAUUGACUCCCUGCUGAAGAGCUUCAUUGGAGAGUUCAUGGAGAGCCUGCAGGACCCAGACCUGAACGUGCGCCGUGCAACUCUGGCUUUCUUCAACUCGGCCGUGCACAACAAGCCCUCGCUAGUCCGGGACCUGCUGGAUGACAUCCUGCCCCUCCUCUACCAGGAGACAAAGAUCCGCCGGGACCUCAUCCGAGAGGUGGAGAUGGGGCCCUUUAAACAUACAGUGGACGAUGGGCUGGAUGUGCGGAAGGCGGCCUUUGAGUGCAUGUACUCACUGCUUGAGAGCUGCCUGGGCCAGCUGGAUAUCUGUGAGUUCCUGAACCAUGUGGAAGACGGGCUGAAGGAUCACUAUGACAUUCGGUCUGCCUGUCUCUUCCUUGGCUUUAUUACUGCUUUAAACCCUUGCUUCCUGCCACCUCCCAAGAAAGAGAAAAGAAAUGACAUAAGUUCUACAUAACUUCUCUGGGGUUCCAGCCCCAAGGUCUUUGUUGAGAAAGGGGGUUGGGUUUUCCAGUGUAGGCCGUGAGAACUAGUAGGAAAUGAUGGGGCACACAGAGCUGAACAGGACUUUCCACCACAGGGCUCCCAGGAGGCUCCAGGUGGGAGGGGUGUACUCAGCUUCUCUCAUUUAGGUAUGCCUGGUAUUAGGCAUCUUGGGGCGCUAGUGACCCCAGAACACAGAUUAAGGAGUUCUUGGCUGGUCCAACACUCCAGCUUGUGGGGAUUUUUCCCAGGCUCCAGCAAGUCUCUUCCGUCCACUCUGGCCAUAUCCUCGUGCCUGCCCUCCAGGAGAGCAGGACAGGGUCUAGGCACCAGUGCAGCCUUGGAGCCCACUCUGCUGCCACCCCCUGGGGUGAAGAGGGUGGGUGUGACAGCUCUAGAGCCCAUAGCUUUGUGUUAUCUUCAAGUGAGCCUUUGGAGAGGGAGUGAACGCCGCCCCGUUCACAGGAAGACAGGGAGUCUUGUCUGGUUCGAGGACACAGGGUGGUGGAGGAGUCAAGACUCAUAGCUCAUGGAGUCCAGCACCGCUGCUUCUCGCUGCUGUGGGCUGGGCCUCCUCCUCCACUGUGGGGUGUAGGAGGGUCAGGGUGUGGGGAUGGGUAGGGUGGGGAUUUCAGAUAGCCAUUCUUUAUACUGUGCAAGGCUUCUUUGUGAAGACUUGACCAUUUUCAAAAGAGAUGACAAUUUUUUUCCUACAGGCCGAGUCCAGGCCUGCAGCCGUGUUUAGUUAGUGUCAAAGUUUUUGUUUGGUUUUGAAAUUAGGUGCCAACAUUCAAAAAUUGAGAUUUUUUUUUUUUUUACUUGAAAAUUGGGAUUUCUUUUGAAAACAAUCCAGUGGCCCCAAGCCACAUGUCUGCUUUCCCACCUGGCCAUAGUCGGCUAGAGCCGAGCAGCCACUGUGGCUGCAGCAAGGGCUCCCUGCUCUGUCCCAGGCCCCAGCGGCCCCCUUCACUCAUCCCCAGCAUCUGCCUGACCCGUAGGCAUCUGAGCUUGAGAACCAUUCCCUCCCUGGUGCUUCUUAUCUGAUCCUCCUCAGGUCAACCUGAGGAGUAAUUGGCAAAGAAAGUGUCACCAUUCGAGGAAACAGACCCAGAGAGGGAGAGACUCUGGCAGGACUUCAUGGUGGUCUGGACUUGGGCUUCAGGUUUCGGGUGUGGGCCUCUGCUCUUUCCCAGGGCUGGCUGCCGCACCAUCUCACCAAGAAUUCUGUUUCCUUCCUUCU